AAAGGAAGAAAGAAAAGAAGCAAAGCACACAAAUCUGAAGCAGAGAAAACAGGACACAGCUCAAACUGAGGAAUUCAAACUACUGAAAAAAUAAAUCAAGACUAGGAGAACAGCAACAGCAUCUCGCAACAGAAACUGGUCUGAGGAUGUGGAUGAUUGUGGGUGUGGUCUGUCUUUCUCAGUGCAUUAUGGGUCAGCUGCUGGAGGCCAGGUCCAAAGGAGCCCCACCUCAGUUUAUAUGUAGCAUUCCAGGUUUGCCAGGAGCACCGGGAAAGACCGGACCCCCUGGGCCUCGUGGGGAGGAUGGCCAUGUCGGAAUCCCAGGAAGAGAUGGGAGGGAUGGACGGAAGGGGGAAAAGGGUGAAAAAGGCGACCCAGGGCUCAGAGGUAGAGUCGGGCCAACGGGAAAACUCGGGGAACGUGGAGAGAGAGGUUUCAUUGGGAAGCGUGGACCUGAGGGUGAUUCCGGAGAUUUAGGGCCUCCUGGUCCUCCAGGACGUCUCGGACAGAAGGGUGACAAGGGCCAACGAGGGCCUCCGGGAGAACCAGGCAUCUGCAAAUGUGGAAGUUUGGUUCCCAAAUCAGCAUUCUCGGUAGGCAUCACCAGUAGCUAUCCCACUGAAAAAGCACCUAUCAAGUUUAACAAAGUCCUGUUUAAUGAGGGUGGCCACUACAACCCAGAAACGGGAAAAUUCCUCUGUGCUUACCCCGGAAUAUAUUACUUUUCUUAUGACAUCACUCUGGCUGACAAGCACCUGGCCAUCGGGUUGGUUCAGAACGGACAGUACCGGAUAAAGACGUUUGAUGCCAACACAGGAAACCAUGACGUGGCAUCUGGCUCAACAGUGAUGUUUCUCAAUCCAGAGGAUGAGGUGUGGCUGGAGAUCUUCUACAAGGACCAGAACGGCCUGUUUGCUGACCCUGGCUGGGCUGAUAGUCUUUUCUCUGGGUUUUUGCUUUAUGCAGAUACAAACUAUAUGGAUACAUUGUCGGAAGACUACUAAUAGCUACUGUAACAUCAAUUAAUAGCGCUAUCUUGGAUUGAGUCAGGCUGUUUUUUCAGCAUCUCACACCAUGGACGACACAUUUUUAGACACUGUUUCCAUGUUUUACAAAGCAGUUGUAUAGUAAGAAAAUGUACAUGUCACAGAAAUUCUGCAUUCAGCUGAGCUAUUUUUGAAUGCAAAAAAAAAUAAAUAAAUAAAUAAUUGUCCAGUGUAAAUGGCCUCUAACUUGCUGAAAGUCACCAUUUAUAUUGUUGAUGCAAAAUACUGAAAAUUAAAAUCCUUUUUGACACUGUUGUAUAUGCAUUCCUAUAUACAUUUAGGCCCUAAGGCUAAAGGUGUCAACUGGAGUUUUAACCAUUUUAGGCUGAAAAUGCUUUUUCCACAUUUAUUUGGAAGUAGAUUUUCCCACGUCUUCCAUUUUUUGAACAUACCAGUAUGAUGCCCACAGCAUAUUCACACUCAUCGAUCCCACUUAAAAAUAUAUGUAAACAUAUUUUAAGUGUGGAUUUUGAAUUUUUAGUAAGUAAAUAUUUAAUAUUAAUAAAAGUAGUUACCCUUAUGGAAAAAAAACAAACAAACAAAAAAACACAUGAAUAUCACACAUGCAAUAAAAUAACGUGAAAUAUAUGCUUUGCACAUGAGAAUCAUGUGGUUUUGGAAUAUUUUGAUGGUGUAAAUGUAAAACAUUUCCACGUUUUCACAGGGGGUUUUAAGUGUUUCAUGUAAAAUUAACAUGUGAUUACACCUAAUAUUUGUGUAGUUUUUCUGCAAGUGUAGCUGCAUUUUUUUUUUGUAAAAUGUUUACUUAUUACAUGUACAAAAUAAAACAACAUAUUUAUGUUAAUGUGAAAUAUAUUGUAUAUUAUACAAAGUGUAUAUAUGGGACUCUGGACCACAAAACCAGUCAUAAGUGUCAAUUUUCUUUUUGAAAUUGAUGUAUAAAUUGAGAUUUACAUCAUCUGAAAGCUGAAUAAAUAAGCACUCAAUUGGUGUUUGGUUUGUUAGGAUAGAACACUAUUUGGUUAAGAUACAACUAUUUGAAAAUCUGGAAUCUGAGGGUGCCAAAAAAUUCAAACAUUGAGAAAAUCGCCUUUGAAGUUUUGAUAUGUUUAGAGUAGAAAAUUAACAAAAUGUCUUCAUGGAACGCGAUCUUUACUUAAGAAAAUUUGAUAAUUUUGACCCAUACAAUGUAUUUUUGGCUAUUGCUACAAAUAUAUCCGUGCAACUUAAGACUGGUUUUGUGGUCACAUAUUGUUUAAUUUGCUGACCAACAAA
Molecule: messenger RNA, 2282 nt
Organism: Labeo rohita (rohu)
Lineage: Eukaryota; Metazoa; Chordata; Actinopteri; Cypriniformes; Cyprinidae
Product: complement C1q tumor necrosis factor-related protein 7
Exons: 3
Coding region: 147-1004 (285 amino acids)
Molecular function (GO): protein binding
Source: RefSeq, a predicted model, not a curated record